Molecule: messenger RNA, 1035 nt
Organism: Camelina sativa (false flax)
Lineage: Eukaryota; Viridiplantae; Streptophyta; Magnoliopsida; Brassicales; Brassicaceae
Product: allene oxide cyclase 3, chloroplastic
Biological process (GO): jasmonic acid biosynthetic process
Molecular function (GO): allene-oxide cyclase activity
Source: RefSeq, a predicted model, not a curated record
GCAUACAGAUGCGUAAACUAAUUACACAACUCAACAACCAUAAAACCAAAGCCUCAAAGUCAAUCAUAUCAAAGUUUCCAAAAAUCUUCUCUCUUGAUCAAUGGCUUCUUCUGCUGCUAUGUCUCUCGAAUCCAUCUCUAUGCCAAAUCUCAACAAUCUCUCCCGUAACAACCAUCACUUUAAUCGCAGAUCUCUUCUGGGUUUCUCCAGAUCUUUCCAAAACCUUGGAAUCUCAUCUAACGGUCCAGAUUUCUUCUCCCGAUCGAGAUCUACUACCAAGAACCUCAACGUUACUCGAGCCUUCUUCUGGAACUGGGGCAAGAAGUCUGAACUCUCCAGACCAAACAAGAUCCAAGAAUUGAACGUGUACGAGCUAAACGAAGGAGAUAGAAACAGUCCAGCAGUUCUUAAACUCGGCAAGAAACCAACAGAGCUCUGUCUCGGCGAUCUUGUACCAUUCACAAACAAACUCUACACUGGCGAUCUCAAGAAACGCGUGGGGAUCACGGCAGGUCUCUGCGUUUUGAUCCAACACGUUCCUGAAAAGAGCGGCGACAGAUUCGAAGCGUCUUAUAGCUUCUACUUCGGUGACUAUGGCCACUUGUCCGUACAAGGACCGUACUUGACUUACGAGGACACGUUCCUAGCCAUCACUGGUGGCUCCGGAAUCUUUGAAGGUGCGUAUGGACAAGUUAAGCUUCAACAGCUUGUGUACCCGACGAAACUGUUCUACACUUUUUACCUUAAGGGUAUUGCUAAUGAUUUGCCGUUGGAGCUUACCGGAACGGCGGUUACGCCGUCGAAGGAUGUGAAACCGUCGCCCGAAGCUAAGGCGACGGAGCCAGGAGCAACAAUAAGUAACUUUACUAAUUAAUUCAGUUAGUAACGUGUUUUUGUCGUGGCGGUUUGAUUAUUGUAUUUUUCCUUUUUUAAUAAGGUAUGGUUGGUAAUCGAAUCUUUUCAUGAGACUUUGAGUUGUAUGAGUUUAGUUAACGUGUUGAGGGAAUAAAAUAAAAUUUAGACGUGACUUUUGUA